AUGCAAGUUAUCACAACUCAACCGGGAGCUCAGGUUCCAGCAGUUCCAGGAGGUAAAUUCAGGGGAUUUUCAGCGUCAAACUGGAGCUCUAUGACUAACUUAGAAGCUCUAACCCUUUCCGAGGCUCGAAAAUUAAGCCACGCCUACUUUUGCAAUUUCUCCGCAUGGUUUUUUUUUCAAAGCCUAGCCUUAUGGGGUAUCAAAAUGAAGCAAAUCUCCUGAUUUUUUCAGCCGUAUGGAUGGAAAUGCCUCAACCAAUGUCCGGUGUCCCAGCGGGACUCGAAUAUUUGACAUAUUUGGAUCACGUAGUUGUGAAACAAAUCAAAGAGUUGCUCGAAAUCAUGACAGAUUGGGAGACAAAAAAUCGAUAUGUAUUGAGGAAUGCGAAUGGUCAACAAGCAUAUUAUGCAUUUGAGGAAUCGAGUUGUUGUGAAAGACAGUGUUGUGGUUAUCAGAGGGGAUUUAUCAUGCAUAUUGUGGAUAAUUUUAAGAGGGUUCGUGGAUUUUUGAGUUCAGGCGGGAAUUUGGAGCAUUUUGAGCCCAAACAUGCCUAUAUUUAUACUCAAAAUGCUCCAAAUUUUCUGGGAAACAUCGAAAAUUCCUGAAUUUAAUUCUAGGAAGUUCUGGAAAAUGAAAUUUGCGUCAUUUUGAUACCAAACAUGAGAUAUUUUUGAUUUUUCACAUAAAUAGGUUAUGUGGGGAUUCAAAAUGCUCCAAACUCUAUUGGGAGCCGCAAAAUCACUCUCAAAAACCCUGAAUUCAAUUCCAGGAAGUUCAGGAGUUGCUUGAGCCGAUUUUUAUGAAAUUCGGAGCAUUUUGAGCCCAAACAUGACUAUAUUUAUAUUCAAAAUGCUCCAAAUUUCACUAAAUUUAAUUCUAGAAAGUUCUGGACAAUGAAAUUUGGAGCAUUUUGAUAUCAAACAUAGGAUAUUUUUGAUUUUCCACAUACAUAGGUUAUGUGAGGAUUCAAAAUGCUCCAAACUCCAUUGGGAGCCUCAAAAACACUCUCAAAAACCCUGAAUUCAAUUGCAGGAAGUUCAAGAGUUGCUUGAGCCGAUCUUUAUGAAAUUUGGAGCAUUUUGAGCCCAAACAUGACCAUAUUUAUAUUCAAAAUGCUCCAAAUUUCACUAAAAAUCCUGAAUUUAUUCCUAGGAAGUUCUGGAAAAUGAAAUUCGGGUCAUUUUGAUACCAAACAUGAGAUUUUCGAUUUUUCACAAAAAUAGUGGUGUCAAAAUGCUCCAAACUUCAUUGGGAGUCUCAAAAUCACUCUCAAAACCCCUGAAUUUAAUUCUAGAAAAUUUUGAGCACAUAAUAUUUGAGAUCUCUCUGAAAUUUGCGUCAUUUCGAUACCAAACAUGAGAUACUCUUGAUUUUUCACAAAAAUAGGUUAUGUGGGGAUUCAAAAUGCUCCAAACUCUAUUGGGAGCCUCAAAAUCACCCUGAAUUCAAUUCCAGGAAAUUCAAGAGUUGCUUGUGCCGAUGUUUAUGAAAUUUGGAGCAUUUUGAGACUAAACAUGACCAUAUUUAUAAUCAAAAUGCUCCAAAUUUCACGAAAAUGUCUAAAAUUAAUUCUAGGAAGUGCUGACAAUCACGCGCGAAUUCAAAUUCUGUGGUGGAGGUUGUGGCGGCUGUUUUGCAUGCAUCGGAUGCUGUCAACAAGAAGCCAAGAUCAUUUCACCAGCACACGGUGUUUUGGGUGAAAUUCGCCAACGUGGCGCAUGUAUGGCUUCAUGUUUUGAUGUUUUGGACGCGGAUGGAAAUGUUAUUUUGAAAAUUGAUGGACCGUGUUGUUGUAAUAUGAUUGGAUGUAAUGAUAAGGAGUUUCCUAUUAAAACGAAUGGUGGAGAAACGAUUGGUGCAAUCACCAAAAAAUGGGGUGGAUGUGUAAGAGAAGCUUUUACUGAUGCCGAUAUUUUUCAAGUUAAUUGUAAGGUUUUACAGGGUUCUUAGAGAAAUUUGCAGUUUUUUGACACCAAACAAGCCUAUACAAAAAAAAAUGAAGAAAAACCAUGCGGCGAAAUUGCAAAAAGUGGGCGUGGCCUAAAAAAAUCAUAGUUAUCUUGAUUAGACCAGGAGCUUCAAUUUGACACCCCACAAGCCUAUAAUUCUAGAGCUCCGCCCACUUUUGCAAGCCUGGCACGCUUUCCCCAGGCUUGUUUAGUAUCAAAAUGCUCAAAAAAUCAAGCCCCGCCCCUUUUUGCAACCCUCGCACACUUUUUUCUUGCAGUUCCCAUGGACCUCGACGUCAAAAUCAAAGGAGUCCUCCUUGGCGCCACAUUUUUGAUCGAUUUCAUGGAAUUCGAACAAAAAUCACAAAAUCGAGCCAGUUAA
Molecule: messenger RNA, 2331 nt
Organism: Caenorhabditis angaria
Lineage: Eukaryota; Metazoa; Nematoda; Chromadorea; Rhabditida; Rhabditidae
Source: the annotation of a GenBank genome assembly